GGGAGGGAGAGGGGCUGGCGCGGCGUGGGUCAGCGCGCGGGGGUCCCCGUGCUCGCUGGCGCUGCAGACCGGCUCCCCUGAGGAGAAUUCCGAGCGGCCGCUCCGGGAAACGGAAACCGCCCGGUUGUUGGAGGCUUUCUUCCCGGGUGAAGGAGAAAAGCUCACCGCCUGGGGGUGGCGGGGGGCCGCGCUGGGAUCCGGAGCCCGGCACGCAGCGAGCGCUGUGUCGGCGUGUAGCUGGUUCUCGCUGACCACCGACCAGGGCUCCUGGCUAGCCCUCCUGCCGCAGCGCCAGCCCCCCGACCCCCAGAUUUAAGCACAGCUGUCUAGUGGGCCUCCCUUCAGUGUUUGCUCCCGCCUUUCCUCCUCGCAACGCGCAGUUUAUUUGCCGCAUAGCCGCCCCAAAGAGCUGUGUGGGAAGUUAGGUGGACUUGUGUCACUCCUCUGCUCAGCUCUCCCCCUCUUCUCCCCGCGAUGUCUUGUCACGGUUGCUGUCAGAUCCACACUGAUCGCCACCCUCUUCCUGCCCUGGCCUCUCUCGCCCCCACCUCCUGGCUUGCUUCCACACCCAAACCUGCCCACGCCACAGCACCUGUGCACCUGCGGUGCCUCUGCCCAGAUGCUCUUGCCCUCACCAUCGUGGCUCACACUCCAUUUGGACCUCAGCCCACUACUGCCGCCCUGCAGAGGCCUUCCCUGACUGACCUGCCACUCCGUCUCCCUUCCUUCAUAGGGAUAACUUCAGCUAUGCCUGUACUCUGUAUGGACUCGCUUCUCCCUGCUGACGUGUAAGGUGCUUGGAUUUGACGUUUUCCAACUCUGGUCUCCCAGCACCUGGUUCCCAACAGACAAUCAGUAAAUAGUUGUCCGAUGGAUGGCCAGGUAUGCAUGCACGCACAUAUGUGUCCAGCUGAGAGGUCUGGAGACUCUGGGACCACCCACAGGAGAGGACCUCAUGAUCUCUCUUGUCCCCAGCCCUGCCCUCCUGGACACUGCUCCUCUCCAAAUGUGGACCUUCAAGGGGGAGGGAAGAAUGCCUGUAGUACGAGGGAAAUUGAAAUCCAAGGCACCAGUGACAUUUGGAGACUUGGCCAUCUACUUCUCCCAGGAGGAAUGGGAAUGGCUGAGUCCCAUUCAGAAGGAUUUGUAUGAAGAAGUCAUGUUGGAGAACUACCAGAACCUGGUUUCCCUCGGUCUUUCCUUUCGGAGACCAAAUGUCAUCACCUUAUUAGAGAAAGGGAAGGCACCCUGGAUGGUGGAGCUGUUGAGAAGACACCGUGGCCCUGAUAAAGGGUCUAAGUGUGAGACCAAGAAGAUUCCUUCAAAUCAGUGCAACAAAUCUGGGCAAAGCAUCUAUCAGAAACCAGUUUCUCCACAGCAAAAAGUUCCUACAGGAAAGAGGAACUGCAACAAAAAUUUAAUCUUAAUAAAGCCCAAGAAAGAGCAUAUGGUGAAGAGAUCCUUAAAAUGUAAUGAAUGUGGGGAAACCUUUAGUCGAAGCUUAUCUCUUAAACUUCAUCAGAACUUGCAUACUGGAGAGAGGCCUUAUGAGUGCAAUACGUGUAGAAAAGCUUUCAGACGGAUCUCCUCCCUCAUUCUUCAUCAGAGAAUUCAUAAUACAAAGAAGAGCUAUGAAUGUGGUGAAUGUGGGGAAAGCUUCAAUCAGAAAGCAACCCUUAGUGUGCAUCAGAGAAUUCAUGGUGGAGGGGAGAUCAUUGACUGUGGGAAGACCUUGAGCCUGUGCCCAUCUCUAAGUAUGUAUCACAAAUUUCACAUUGUUGAGAAUGCCCACCGGUGCCAAACAUGUGGCAGAGUUUUCAGUUGUGUGUCAUCCUUUUCAGGUCAUAAGCAAAUGCACAAUAGAAGAAAAAUAGAUAAAUGCAAUAAAUGUAGGAGAGGCUUCAAGAAGAAAUCAGUCCUUGUCAGGCAUAAAGUAAUUCAUACUGAAGAGAAAACCUAUGGAAAUAAAGAGGCCUUAAGUCAGAGUCUGCAGCACAGAACUCACCAUUUAAAGAAUUCUUAUAAAUGCAGAAAAUGUGAAAAAUCCUUUAAUAGGAUUUUACCGCUUAUGCUUCAUCAAAGACUUCACACUGCAAAGAUUCUCUACUCAUGUGAUAAAUGUGAGAAGGUCUUCAGGCAGCUUUCAACCCUUAUUCUGCAUCUAAAAAUUCAUAAUGGGGUGAAGCUAUACAGGUGCAACGAAUGUGAGAGGGUCUGCAAUAGGCAUUCCUCCCUUAUUCAACAUCAGAAAGUUCAUACAAAGAAAAAGAAGCUCUUUGAAUGUAAGGAAUGUGGGAAGAUGUUUUCUGGAACUGCAAACCUUAAAAUACAUCAGAAUAUUCAUUCUGAAGAAAAACCGUUCAAAUGCAAUAAAUGUAAUAAAGUUUUUGGCCGCCAAUCAUUUCUUACGGAACAUCAGAGAAUUCAUACUGGAGAAAAACCCUAUCAGUGUGAGGAAUGUGGGAAAGCCUUCAGUCAUCGAAUAUCUCUUACCCGACAUAAGAGAAUUCAUACUGAAGAUAGACCGUACGAAUGUGAUCAGUGUGGGAAGACCUUUAGCCAGAGUGCACACCUUGCCCAGCAUGAAAGAAUUCACACUGGAGAGAAGCCAUACACAUGCAAGAUAUGUGGGAAGGCCUUCAGUCAGCGCAUAUCCCUUAUUCUACAUGAAAGAAGUCACACUGGAGAGAAACCCUAUGAAUGUAGUGAAUGUGGGAAGGCCUUCAGCAGUGGCUCAGACCUUAUUCGACAUCAGAGAAGUCACUCUUCAGAGAAACCUUAUGAGUGUAGUAAAUGUGGAAAGGCAUAUAGUCGGAGCUCAUCUUUGAUUCGACAUCAGAAUACACAUUGUGAAGGAAAAACCUAAGGCUUUUUUAUUUUUAAAUCUGUAAAGCCAAAAAUAGAAACAAAUGUGGAAAUAUGUACAGAUGGUCUUUGAAUUAUGUCCCGGUAACUUCAUUGUGAGGUGAUUAUACUUAUGUUGCAAAUGUGCAUCUCCUAACCUGCUGCACAUCAGCUUAGCAGCAUGGAACACUGGAUAUCAUGUUUACCCCCAUGAUCACCUGGGUGACAGAGACCUGCAGCUUGUCACUACAGCCCAGCAUCGGGAGAGAACAUUGUACCGCAUGUUGCUAGCCCAGGAAAAGAUUAAAUUGGAAGAAUAAUUUCUACUGAAAAGUAUCACUCUUCUACUAUUGUAAAUUUAAACAAUCACCAGUUGAAACAUCCUAAGUCAAGGACUGUCUGUACUUGUCCAUAAUAUAAAUUUUAUAUAUAGGACUAAUUGAUGUUGUAUCCCACUUUGAUAGCCAAAGAACAAAAAUCAUUGGUUGCUUUGACCUGAGGAUUUAAAAUCAAAUGAGGCAAGCUUAGAAGAUUAGAUCAGUCUUUGUGAAUGAAAACUUCUCAUUUGAUAAGAAUUACUGAUAUUUUAUUUUCAAUGUAGUUUUAAAGAUAUUUCAUUAGCCAGAGCCAACAAAGUGGAAUUGUGAAGUCCCUUUUUUGUCAGUGGGGCUUUGAGCCUCAUGUAGGGUCACAGGGAAGAGUUUGUCUAUUCCUCAGGACUAGAACUAUCAAAUUUAUGGAGCUUCUUGGGAAAACAAGUGCCCCUUUCACUUGACAGAAAUUUGUGGGUGAGGAUAAAGAGUGAUUCUUUAGGUGGGUAAAUAUAGCUCUCACAGUGGUGUGGAGCAAUGGAGACAUCACUGUACUGUCUCCUUGGACAUGAGGACAUAUGCUAUUCAUGGUGUGAACACCUAACAAGGCCAACAUAGGUUAACAGGAAAAUAACCAGGAUGUACUGAAGAAUGACAAAGAUUAGAGCAGGGAGAAAUUAUUUAUUUUGCAUUUGAAAAUAAAUUGUCUAUAUUUAUAUGAAUACACCUUGAUAUUUUCGUGUAAUAAUGAUGUUGUGCAAUAAGUAAUUGGUGGAAUAUGUGGCAUUAUGGACUCCAUGUUUGUUCCACUCCACAGUUUAUACGCUCAAGUCCUCCCCUGCAAUGUGAUGACGGUAUUUGGAUAUAGGGCUUUUGGGAGACAGGGUUAGAUGAGGUCAUGGGCAUGGGAUCUUCAUGAUGGUUAAGAAGUGCCUUUUUAAGGAGAGACACCAAGAUGCCUGCUGUCUUUCUGCACUGUGUGAGAACACAAUGAGAAGGCAGCCAUCUUCAUACCAGAAAGAGGGCUCUCAAAAGGAUCUGCCCAGGUUGACGCCCUGAUCUUGGACUUCUAGCUUCCAGUAAGAAGUGAAAUUGUCUUGUGUAAGCCACCCAGUCUAUAGUAUUUUGUUGUGGUUGCUUGAGCUACCAUAUUGAGAAAACUCUAGAUUUAUAUACUGGGCAUUUUCCUAAUCAGCUGUUCACUCUAUGUAGUAGCUUUCAGUCCCUCUUUGCGGCUUGUGUACAAUAUGUGAGAAAUAAAAAUCAGAGUUCUUUUUAAAACU
Molecule: messenger RNA, 4438 nt
Organism: Oryctolagus cuniculus (rabbit)
Lineage: Eukaryota; Metazoa; Chordata; Mammalia; Lagomorpha; Leporidae
Source: RefSeq, a predicted model, not a curated record